CAGACACAUGCACCAUAUGAAAUUGUCUCUCUCACCCAAAAACUUCAGUUGAAGAGCGCUGCGUGUGAAGACUCCAAACAAUGACAGAGCGAGACCUCUUAAUUAGGGGUGACCAAGAGGCUCGCCUCAAACAGACCUACCAUUGGACAGCUUCUGUGUCAGAUCUGGACCCCAAGGAGGUGGAUCGUUUCAGGAGAAGGCUGAAAUAUUUUUUCAUGAACCCAUGUGAGAAAUUUCACGCGAGAGGCCGCAAACCAUGGAAGUUAAUGCUACAGAUUCUGAAGAUAGUCAUCAUCACUAUUCAGCUGGUGUCUUUCGGGCUGAGUAAUGAGAUGAUGGUCACAUUUAAAGAAGAAAACAUUAAGACAUUAAAACACCUUUUCCUGAAAGACUAUCAAGACCAAGACAAAAAUUAUGCAGUGUACACCAGAGCAGAGACGUACGACCAUAUCAGUUACAUCAUUAAUCAGUAUAUGGACAUGCCAAACCUCACAGUGGGAAAUCAUGCAUAUGAAAGGAAUGAUGGGGUGUACACGCCACUAUCCUUAUGCAAGGAGUUCUACCGACGCGGGAGCAUCUCCCCUGACAAUGACACAUUUGACAUCGACCCAGUUAUUGAGAAAGAGUGUAUAUCUGUUUAUCCUCUGAGACCACUAAAAGAUGGUUCUGUGAUAGAAGAAUUGAAUUUUACUCUGGAUUUUAAAAGACUACUGACUGUUAAAGUCUACCUGAAUAUUAAGGCCAUAAAUCUACAAACAGUGCGACACAACGAGCUGCCAGACUGCUAUAACUUCAGGACUAUGAUUUUAUUUGACAACACCGCUCAUAGUGGAAGGAUUAAGAUAUCGUUGAAAAACCAUGUAUUGAUCAAAGUAUGCAAGGACUGGAAUGUGUCUGGGUCUGCAGAUAAGGACUAUCAUCUCAUUCACAUUGUAACGUUUGAUUCUGUCAUCAUUCUUGCAUGCCUGCUGUCUCUUGUUCUGUGUUUACGUUCUGUGCUCAAUGGACUUCGUCUGCAGUCGGAAUAUGCUAUGUUUUUCCGAAAGUACUAUCAGAAAACGGUACCCAUGUCAGACCGCCUGGAAUUUGUUAAUGGCUGGUACAUUCUCAGCAUAAUCAGUGACACACUGACCAUUUCUGGUUCUGUUUUCAAAAUUUGCAUCCAAACCAAGGAGCUUACAAAUUACGAUGUCUGCAGCAUUCUACUGGGCACUUCUACACUCUUUGUGUGGAUUGGCGUUUUACGAUAUCUGGGUUUCUUCCCGAAGUAUAAUAUCCUGAUCCUCACUCUGAGGGCAGCCUUUCCCAAUGUCAUCCGAUUUUCAACAUGCGCUGUAAUGAUCUACCUGAGCUACUGCUUCUGUGGAUGGAUUGUGCUGGGACCACACCAUGAAAAUUUCCGUACCUUUAACAUGGUGGCCGACUGCCUGUUUUCCCUCAUCAAUGGCGAUGAAAUAUAUUCCACCUUUAUCAAACUGCGUGAAAAGAGCUACCUGGUCUGGCUCUUCAGCAGGGCGUAUGUGUACUCCUUCAUCUCCCUCUUCACCUACAUGGUUCUAAGCCUAUUUAUUGCCCUCAUCAACGACACGUACGAGACCAUCAAGCAAAACCAGCAAAAAGGCAUCCCAGGGUCUGAGCUACAGGCCUUCAUCAAGGAGUGCAAGGACUUGCCUGCCUCUGGGAAGUACAUGGAUCCAGAGCCGGACCCCUGCCUCUCCUUUCCCUGUGCUUGCUGCAGCUGACAGACCUGCCAGACAAGCCAACUAAACGCAGGCAGGCUGAAGAUGUAGGCAAAUGCAAUGAAAGUGAAAAAAUGAAAAAAGUUUGCGAUACUGCUUGUGUUGUUCUUUGCAGACUUUUUUUCCCACUUUCAUUGGAUUUACGUGUACCUUUACUGUCUUGCACCUGGCCUAUAUGUAGGGAUGUGCACACAAAUAUUUGCUUGAAUGAAUGCUGAAGACGAGGUAGACCGUCCUGCAAGAGCACAUCUUAUACACCAGACUUAGAUUAACCCAAAGAUUCAGAUGGUAUUGUUUAGCCUGGCUCUUGUCAGACCUGUGUAAUUCUGCACAGCUCCACCAGGGGCGGCUCCACAAGCACCACUCCCAGGUCUGGUCCACAACACCUUGGGGAUGCUUUGCGGCCAGGAACUUGACGAAGCGAAUGUCGUUUCAGAAGACAGUGGUGCAAUCACAUGUCAACUGUAUUGUAGACUGUACCACCUACCUACCGGUAUUGAUUCUUUAAAAUAUGAACAAUGGUUUUGGAUGAAUGUAUAAUUGUUAUUAUUUUGAACAAUUUUAUUACUGACAAGGAUGAACAAAUGGUAAAUAAAGUUAUAUCGUCUGAAAACAAACUUAUUCCAACUUGCAGCUCUCCCAGGCUCUCC
This is a messenger RNA of Engraulis encrasicolus (European anchovy), 2389 nucleotides long. RefSeq names its product mucolipin TRP cation channel 3a (gene mcoln3a). The record is from RefSeq and is a predicted model, not a curated record. NCBI's taxonomy places the organism in Eukaryota, Metazoa, Chordata, Actinopteri, Clupeiformes, Engraulidae. The transcript is spliced from 12 exons. Bases 81 to 1742 code for a protein of 553 amino acids. Gene Ontology annotation, molecular function: NAADP-sensitive calcium-release channel activity. Gene Ontology annotation, cellular component: plasma membrane; lysosomal membrane.